Messenger RNA from Hibiscus syriacus, 1351 nucleotides. Its product is annotated as serine/arginine-rich splicing factor RS2Z32-like. Gene Ontology annotation, molecular function: mRNA binding; zinc ion binding. NCBI's taxonomy places the organism in Eukaryota, Viridiplantae, Streptophyta, Magnoliopsida, Malvales, Malvaceae. Bases 350 to 1198 code for a protein of 282 amino acids. The transcript has 6 exons. The record is from RefSeq and is a predicted model, not a curated record. Gene Ontology annotation, biological process: mRNA splicing, via spliceosome. Gene Ontology annotation, cellular component: nuclear speck.
GGAAAGGAAAAAAAUGCCUAGGUAUGAUGAUCGCCGUGGUGGCACUCGCCUUUAUGUUGGUCACUUGUCCUCAAGAACAAGAUCACGUGAUCUAGAGGACAUGUUUAGCCGAUAUGGGAGGUCCCUUGGCUUUUGCCAUAACCUGGAGGUCUAUGGUGAGAGGGUGACCUUGGUGGAUUUGGCGAGUCUUUCUAUAGUGUUAUUGCGUGUUUUUAUCGAAAUGGCAACAAUCUCAAAAGUGGGUGUUUUUGGUUCAUCUGUGAGGGGCGAACUAUCAACCCUUCGAUAAUUGUGUCAUGAUGGCCUUACUGUUUGUGGCACCCGUUUGCGCAGAGUACGUGAUGUGGAUAUGAAGCGAGACUAUGCAUUCGUCGAAUUCAGUGACCCUAGAGAUGCUGAUGAUGCAAGAUAUUCAUUGAAUGGUCGAGACCUAGAUGGAAGCCGUAUCAUUGUGGAAUUUGCCAAGGGAGUGCCCCAUGGCCCUGGUGGAUCUCGUGAUCAUGCUGGAAGAGGUCCUACUCCUGGCUCUGGCCGCUGCUUCAAUUGUGGAAUUGAUGGUCAUUGGGCUCGUGAUUGCAAAGCCGGGGAUUGGAAGAAUAAGUGUUAUCGCUGUGGGGAACGAGGCCACAUAGAAAGAGAUUGUCAAAAUAGUCCAAAGAAGCUGAGCCGUAGACCGCGUAGUUACUCACGAUCGCCUAGUCCUCGACGCGGUCGAAGCAGAAGCCGCAGUUACAGCCGGGGCCGUAGUGACAGUAGGUCAAGAUCACCUGUGAAGCGAGAAAGGAGUUUCGAGCGUGAUGAUAGAAGAUCAAGGAGUCCCAAGAGCCACAGGCGGUCUCCGUCCCCAACCCGAGGGAGGAAGCAGAGUCCAGCGCGCGGUGAAAGAAUCCCCUCCCCAGCCCGAGGGAGGAAGCAGAGUCCACCUCUCGAUGAAAGAAGUCCACAAGAGAGGCGUAGCCCAUCCCCAAGGGAUCACGGACAUGCCAAUGGUUCGGAUUACAGUGCGAGUCCCAGGGGACGGAGCAGAACUUCAGAUCGUGAAGCUGAUGCCGAGGACAGGCCAUAUAGGUCCACAAAGGAAAAUGGCCGCAGCCCCAGCCCCAGCCCCAGCCCACCCCCUAGGGAGGACCGAAGCCCGAUUUACAAUGAUGAAGACGACGAUAAUCAUGCUUCUCCGAGACGAAGCGAGUCAAAUUAAGCUGCAGUGGUUUGAAUGGUAGGACUUGGUUACAAUCUGUGUUUGCUAGAACUUUUGAGAACUUAAUAUAUAUUUUGAUGGAUAAGUUGUGUUAUGAAAGAUUAAGCACUUUUAAGAUUAAUUGAAGUCUAUUUCUGUAAAUGACCUCUUUUA